Molecule: messenger RNA, 1464 nt
Organism: Mixia osmundae IAM 14324
Lineage: Eukaryota; Fungi; Basidiomycota; Mixiomycetes; Mixiales; Mixiaceae
Exons: 2
Coding region: 1-1464 (487 amino acids)
Biological process (GO): transmembrane transport
Cellular component (GO): membrane
Molecular function (GO): transmembrane transporter activity
Source: RefSeq, a predicted model, not a curated record
AUGCAGGCCCGGCCAAAAGACAGACCGAGGCUAUAUAAACGACGCUACGCCGGCUUGGCGGCUCUCGUCGUCCUCAACGCCGUGUCUGCGCUCAAUUGGCUUCUUUUUGCGCCUAUCGCUCUCGACAGUGCUGCUCGGUUCGGCAUUACACUCGAUCAAGUCAAUUGGCUCGGCAAUGUGGUGUGUGCGCUGUACCUGCUCGUAUCGCCUGCCGUCCCUUUAGCACUGGAGCGAUUUGGCCUAUCGCGGACGUGCUGGUUUGCUGCUUCGGUCCUUGUCCUCGGCGGCUGGCUGCGCUACUCAUCCAUCGGAGCCUCUGCCUCCGGAGCACAGUAUGCUAUGCUUUUCCUCAGUCAAUGCUGCGUCGGUGUUGCUCAACCGAUCCUACAAAUCGUUGCGCCUACCUUCAGCGAAGCAUGGAUGUCUGCCGAAUCUCGUACGACCUCCACCAUGUUAAUCGCAGUCGCCAAUCCGCUGGGCGCAGCCAUAGGUCAAUUUCUCGCACCUGCGUUGGUUACGCGCCCAGGAGAUCUGUCUAAGCUCUUGCUCGUCACCGCUCUCAUCACGAACAUCAGUGCCCUGUCUGCGGCAGUCAUAAGAUCUCAGCCGCCGACUGCGCCGACUUUGGCGGCUGGGCUGACUCCAGCCAGGGAUAGCUUCAUUCCCUCGGUCAAAAUCUUGCUCGGACUCUCUCGUGACGAGCGAGAGCAGUACAACAGACCUCCUCAAGAAGAUUCGCCUCUUCAGCAUGCACUGGUCAAGAUUACGUCCGGUUCGAGUGAAGACGUGGAAGAGCAAGCCGACGGCAUCGUUAUGCCCGUACAGCAAUCGUAUGCGCCACCGGUCAAAAUGACGAAACGACAACGAAUAGACUUCUACAUCAUUCUUGCCGUCUUCUCCGUGCUCGUCGCGGCUUUCGAUGCCUAUUCGACUCUGAUCAACCAGAUCUAUGAGCCCUUUGGUUACACCCCAGAUACAAGUGGCUUCUUUGGCGCUGCCAUGAUUCUGGCAGGCCUCGCAGCUGCCUUUGUCUCUGCGCCGCUGCUCGACCGAGUUUUUCAGCUUCAUCUUGGCCUGGCCGCUCGCGUUCUGACACCCAUCCUCGGAGUCGGCUUCCUAUCCUUCAUCUUUGUCGUCAAACGAGACAACCAAGCUGGCAUCUACUUCGUCAGCGUUGUGGUCGGAGUAGCUGCCUUUGUCUUGCUGCCUACUGCGCUUGAGCUCUCUGCAGAGGUCACCUCUGCGGCUAUGCGGCCAGAGACGGGGUCUUCGUUUCUCUAUCUGGGUGCCAAUGGCCUUUCUGUGGUCUUCAUACUGAUCAUGAAUGCUAUGCGUGCAUCGCCUGACGACACCCCGCCCAACAAUAUGAGACAGGCUCUCAUCUUUCUAGGCGUCAUCUGCUGUACCGUCGCCGUGGCGAGCCUUGGCAUCGAAGGCAAGCAAGUCCGGCGGUUGCUAAGCUGA